Messenger RNA from Paramecium octaurelia, 114 nucleotides. Lineage: Eukaryota; Ciliophora; Oligohymenophorea; Peniculida; Parameciidae. The record is from the annotation of a GenBank genome assembly.
AUGAAAAUAGAGUUGUCUCUUGUGGUGUAGAUAAAUUAAUAUUCAUAAUGGAACAAUAAGGAUAGAAUCAAGAUUGGAUUAUAAUAUAAAAAAUCACAGUUGAAUAAAUUGUGA